AUGUGCUCGGACGGUUACGAGAUGAAGCUCGUCGAUGACAUCGUAUACGAAGUCGAUGCCGCCAAAAUUGUCGUCUCGGACGGUGAUGUCGAUAUCGGAGCCAACCCUUCCGCCGAAGAAACCGCCGAAGCGCUCGAAAACGGUGCCGAACAAGUGAUCAACAUUGUCCACUCCUUCCGUCUCCAGUCGACCCAGUUCGACAAGAAGUCUUACCUUGGUUACCUCAAAGGUUACAUGAAGGCGGUUAAGGCCAAGCUUGCCGAGACCAACCCUGACCGUGUUCCCGCGUUCGAAAAGGGUGCUGCUGCUUUCGCUAAGAAGAUCGUCGGUAACUUCAAUGAUUGGGAGUUCUAUACCGGUGAAAGCAUGGACCCUGAGGGAAUGGUCGCUAUGUUGAACUACAGGGAGGACGGAGUUACUCCUUACCUUGUCUUUUGGAAGGAUGGUUUGCGCGAGACUAAGAUCUAA
Molecule: messenger RNA, 468 nt
Organism: Ustilago hordei
Lineage: Eukaryota; Fungi; Basidiomycota; Ustilaginomycetes; Ustilaginales; Ustilaginaceae
Product: TMA19 family protein
Exons: 1
Coding region: 1-468 (155 amino acids)
Cellular component (GO): cytoplasm
Molecular function (GO): calcium ion binding
Source: RefSeq, a predicted model, not a curated record